AUGCUGUCAACUGAUUCUCAACGACACCAUGAUGGCGAGAUGCGGGCCGCUGCCGCGCCGACUAUGAAGCUGUGGGACGGACGCAACCGAACGACAAUAGAAUGGAGCGGACCACAUCGAUGCAAUGCUGGUGCCUCGUUUCGUGUCGACUUUGCUACCUUGCUUAAGACGCAAUGUCAUAUAUUCAUCGAAAAGUAUAUGGACAGCUCAAGUCAUACCUUGGACAAGUCAAAGACCGACGUCAACGGCAAUCGACUAGGCCCCAGACGAAAUGUAUCAUUAUACAUACCAGCUGCGCCAGGUAGCACUCGCUCGGAGAUUGCACGACAACAUCUUUCAGUCCGCAACCUUCUGGCAUGGGUGGAAGGGGUUCCCCUGGUUGGAGCUCAUCUCGGCGGAGAGAUUGUGACUCUGUUUCGAAACAUGGUUACAUACCGACUGCCUGACACGGAUUCAACUGCAGACCUGUUGGCGUAUCUGGAAGCCGUCGGAUAUCUGGACAUGGUGGCACAACCAAAUCAUGCACUCGCCACUUUGUACGUUGCCGAAUAUCUCCGCCAUCGAGACCUAUAUACCCGGGCAUUUGUACAUUGCGUCGGCAUGGGAGAUCGAAUAUAUCAAAGCAGUGAAUAUACUAAAACCAGUCUUGUGUCAAGAAAGCUCAUCAGAGCCGCGAGCCGCGAUCUGAAGAUGAAGCUCAAUGGCGCCAUUGAGGACCUAGGCUCAUUUCUCGACGAGGAGCUGUCGGAAAGCCGAAUUGGCCUGCCCCAUGGCAUGCGCACGCACUUGGACCGAUUUCGCACCGUCCUACUCACUUUCUACACGGCCAAGUUUGGCUACUUUCCACCUCAAGAUUUCGACGCAAAAGUUGUGCGGGCCAUGUUGGAAGAUUUCGAAGCCCUGUACGAUCUCUUGGUUGAUGACAGAGUGGGCGCGGCCGGCAUGUUUGGCGGAAACCCUGGCGGUGGGUUGUGCAUUUUGCAAAUCCUCAAGACUUUUGACAGCCGAAACUCGUUCAAAACCUGUCAGCACCCUCUGCCUCUGCUUCCAGAUGCCUCCGAGAUUCGCAAGACGCGCCGCAUGUCAUGGCUUGGCCGUGGAGACAUGGAAAAGCCAGCCCAUCGGCUUAUUGCUCAUACGGCGCUGAUCAAGGCCUCUAAUUGCCGCGAGUCGUCCAAUAAGAAUGCUCUUGUGCGAACAUAUCACGAUUUCGAAGGAAAAUCACUAGAGCCGUCCGUGGAUAAAGGCGGCAAGCCGUGUACUGUGUCGAUUACGGACGCCCGCAAAGUGCGCUGGAUCUUGAUCUAUGCCAUGUGUCAGGUCCUGCGCAGCAUCUCACAGCAUGCACCGCAAGUGGCGGGCGAGCAAGCACCUUAUUUCCUCAGCGCAUCUGUGGCCGAACUCCCACCGUGGCAGACGGCCCUCGACACGACAGUUGAGCUGGACAUGUCUAGCAGCGCGCUACCUACUAUGCCUCUACCUGUUGACGAGCCUUGGCAGCCCCGAUUUGCCGAUGGCGUAGAAAUAAAACCGGAUAUCGACUAUCUCGCGCUGACGCACAGUGCGGAACGCCAACAGCCGGAGAAGCUGAGGCGCAGACAGUCCAUGCUAGUCGCGCAGGCUACUGGAUCGCCGACGAGGCUGUCGGGCAUGAAUUACGUGCCAGUCACUGUCCUUACGAGACAGUCCACAAUACGAAACUCUAUCAAGCGGCGACUACGCCCGCGCACCGCACACGCUGCAUCGACAGCCUCGUCACCCAUGAGCAAGAGCGCCUACCACGAGAUUGUCGUGGAAGGAUACGGGAAUGGUACCAACGAGGUCAAGCUCGAGCGGCGCAACACGGUGGGGUGCGACAAUUCCGAGGCUGGUAGAUGGCCUCCUGCCAUCUUGCCGCAUGAUUCACGCCUCCCUGUCGUGACUACCAUGGUCGUUGCGUCUGGCGCCGCUCCCACGGUGAGCUGCAGUAGCUCCAAGCGAAGCAGCAACGUGAGUUCCAUGGAAACAAGCAACUCGCAGAGCGGGUCGGACCCUGCGUCACCCGCCACCAUUUCCACGCCCGAAUUCGAGCAACACGCCAUAGUCGAGCCCGUCAUUGUCCGCAACUCGUCGCACAAGAGCCUCACCCAGCGGUACCCGAUGAAGUCGGUGCUGGACACCAUCAGCCGCACCUCGAGCAAGCGCCGCGCCUCCUUUGCCAGCUCCAUUGGCAAAGAGCCGCCGCUCUCCUCCCUCCCGGCGCCGCCGCAGCCGCCGCAGUCCUUGCCGGGCAGCCUGUCGCGGGCCCCGAGCGUACGCAAGAGCUUGCUGCCGGAGAGCUGGACGCUCCCGGGGCGCGCGACGCUGCGGCAGGAUAUUGACGAGGAGGACGAGAUGCUGGCGCUGCAGGCCGAGGCAGAUGAGUGGAUUGCGAUGCAGUCCUUUUUGGACAGCGACGUGUCGGAGACGCAGAUGGCGGGCGGCAUGGUCACGCCCGGGUGGGAGCAGUAUCAUGAUCUGGGCGGUCUGACAGAGGUUCGGUGA
Messenger RNA from Cordyceps militaris CM01, 2523 nucleotides. RefSeq lists its product as uncharacterized. The transcript is spliced from 3 exons. Bases 1 to 2523 code for a protein of 840 amino acids. Lineage: Eukaryota; Fungi; Ascomycota; Sordariomycetes; Hypocreales; Cordycipitaceae. The record is from RefSeq and is a predicted model, not a curated record.